AUGAAUAUGGCUGGUAAAUAUUUUAACUUAAUUCAAAACUUUCUUCAACAACCUAUUCAUAAAAGUAAUUUUAUGAAAUGUAUAACAAAGUCCCGUUUAAUUUGUGCAGAUGAAGGAAAAGUAAAGAUUGAAAUGGAGGUAACUGAUGAGUUAACAAAUCCAGGUGGAACUUUACAUGGAGGAUGUUCUGCAACUCUUAUUGAUUGUAUUACAACAUUUGCUUGUAUAGCUACACCACAACAAAAACCCGGAGUAUCUGUUGAUAUGACAAUAAGUUAUUUAUCUUCUGCUAAACCUGGUGAUACAAUUAUUCUUGAAGGAAAUGUCUUAAGACUAGGAAAAAGAAUAGCUUUUACAGAAGGUAGUAUUUAUCUUAAAGAAAACAAUAGUUUAAUUGUCAAAGGUUUACAUACAAAGGCAUUUCGCAAUUAG
Molecule: messenger RNA, 432 nt
Organism: Strongyloides ratti
Lineage: Eukaryota; Metazoa; Nematoda; Chromadorea; Rhabditida; Strongyloididae
Product: Acyl-coenzyme A thioesterase 13
Exons: 2
Coding region: 1-432 (143 amino acids)
Molecular function (GO): fatty acyl-CoA hydrolase activity
Source: RefSeq, a predicted model, not a curated record